Molecule: messenger RNA, 3023 nt
Organism: Pseudoliparis swirei
Lineage: Eukaryota; Metazoa; Chordata; Actinopteri; Perciformes; Liparidae
Gene: casr
Product: calcium-sensing receptor
Exons: 6
Coding region: 1-2823 (940 amino acids)
Biological process (GO): G protein-coupled receptor signaling pathway; regulation of calcium ion transport; intracellular calcium ion homeostasis
Cellular component (GO): membrane
Molecular function (GO): calcium ion binding; G protein-coupled receptor activity
Source: RefSeq, a predicted model, not a curated record
AUGAGGCUGGUUCUGUAUUACCUGAUAGUGUUGGGGUCCAGUGGUGUGAUUUCCACCUACGGGCCCCAUCAGAGAGCUCAGAUGACGGGGGACAUCUUGCUCGGGGGUCUGUUCCCGAUACACUUUGGAGUCGCGUCCAAAGACCAGGACCCCGCGGCUCGGCCCGAGUCCAUGCAGUGUGUCAGGUUCAAUUUCCGUGGUUUCCGUUGGCUCCAGGCCAUGAUCUUUGCGAUCGAUGAGAUUAACAACAGCAGCACCCUUCUGCCCAACAUCACGCUCGGCUACCGGAUCUUCGACACGUGCAACACGGUGUCCAAAGCCCUGGAAGCCACGCUUAGUUUCGUGGCUCAGAAUAAGAUCGACUCCUUGAAUUUAGAUGAAUUUUGCAACUGCACGGAUCACAUCCCGGCCACCAUCGCGGUGGUCGGAGCGGCCGGAUCUGCAGUCUCCACAGCGGUCGCAAACCUACUGGGUCUAUUUUAUAUUCCUCAGAUCAGCUACGGCUCCUCCAGUCGCCUCCUGAGCAACAAGAACCAGUACAAGUCCUUCAUGAGAACCAUUCCCACCGACGAGUACCAGGCCACGGCCAUGGCGGACGUCAUCGAGCACUUCGAGUGGAACUGGGUCAUCGCCGUGGCCUCCGACGACGACUACGGCCGCCCGGGGAUCGAGAAGUUCGAGAAGGAGAUGGAGGAGCGAGACAUCUGCAUCCACCUCAACGAACUCAUCUCUCAGUAUUUCGAGGAGCACGAAAUCCAAGCGCUGGCCGACAGGAUCGAGAACUCCACGGCUAAAGUCAUCGUAGUGUUUGCCAGCGGCCCGGAUAUCGAGCCUUUAAUCAAAGAGAUGGUGAGGAGGAACAUCACGGAUCGCACCUGGCUAGCCAGCGAAGCGUGGGCCAGCUCCUCUCUCGUAGCCAAACCAGAGUAUCUCAAUGUCGUGGCCGGUACGAUCGGCUUUGCUCUCAAGGCGGGGCACAUUCCCGGUUUAAGAGAGUUCCUACAGCAAGUGCAACCGAAGAGAGACAGUCAUAACGAGUUUGUCAGGGAGUUUUGGGAAGAAACCUUCAACUGUUAUCUGGAAGACAGCCAGAGAGAGCAGGAAAGUGAGAACGGCAGCGCGAGUUUCAGGCCUUUGUGUACCGGUGAGGAAGACAUCACGAGUGUUGAGACGCCGUACCUGGACUACACACACUUCCGUAUCUCCUAUAACGUGUAUGUCGCAGUGUAUUCCAUUGCACAGGCCCUGCAGGACAUACUCACCUGCACAGCCGGAUACGGACUGUUUGCCAACAAUUCCUGUGCCGAUAUAAAGACAAUGGAAGCGUGGCAGGCCCUGAAGCAGCUCAGACAUUUGAACUACACCAACAGCAUGGGGGAAAAGAUGCACUACGAUGAGAACGCAGACAUGGCAGCAAACUACACCAUCAUAAACUGGCACAGGUCCGCCGAGGACGGCUCCGUGGUGUUCGAGGACGUGGGAUAUUACAGUAUGCACAUCAAGAGAGGAGCCAAACUGUUCAUUGACAAGACAAAGAUUUUGUGGAAUGGAUACAGUUCUGAGGUGCCAUUCUCUAACUGCAGUGAGGACUGUGAGCCGGGUACCAGGAAGGGGAUCAUUGACAGUAUGCCCACCUGUUGCUUUGAAUGCACCGAGUGCUCCGACGGAGAGUACAGUAAUCAUAAAGAUGCCAGUGUUUGCACCAAGUGUCCGUAUAACUCCUGGUCCAAUGGGAAUCACACGUUCUGCUUCCUGAAGGAAAUCGAGUUUCUCUCCUGGACGGAACCUUUCGGGAUCGCUUUGGCCAUAUGUGCGGUGUUGGGUGUGCUCUUGACCGCCUUCGUCAUGGGAGUCUUCGUCCGAUUCCGCAACACCCCGAUAGUGAAGGCCACGAACCGAGAACUGUCCUACGUCCUCCUGUUCUCACUAAUCUGUUGCUUCUCCAGCUCCCUCAUCUUCAUCGGCGAGCCGGAGGACUGGACGUGCCGCGUACGGCAACCGGCCUUCGGGAUCAGCUUCGUCCUCUGCAUAUCUUGCAUCCUCGUGAAAACCAACAGGGUGCUUCUGGUCUUCGAAGCCAAGAUCCCGACGAGCCUCCAUCGUAAAUGGUGGGGAUUGAACCUGCAGUUCCUGCUGGUAUUUCUGUGCACAUUUGUUCAGGUCAUGAUCUGCGUGGUGUGGCUGUACAACGCCCCUCCUUCCAGCCGCAAGAAUCACGACAUCGACGAGAUCAUCUUCAUCACCUGCAAUGAGGGAUCCGUGAUGGCUCUCGGGUUUCUGAUUGGCUACACGUGCCUCCUGGCCGCGAUAUGUUUCUUCUUUGCGUUCAAGUCCAGGAACCUUCCGGAAAACUUCACAGAGGCCAAGUUCAUCACGUUCAGCAUGCUCAUAUUCUUUAUCGUUUGGAUCUCUUUUAUUCCCGCGUACUUUAGCACGUACGGCAAGUUUGUCUCUGCCGUGGAGGUCAUCGCGAUACUAGCGUCCAGCUUCGGGAUGCUGGCCUGUAUCUUCUUCAACAAGGUCUACAUCAUCCUCUUCAAGCCCUCCAGGAACACCAUCGAGGAGGUCCGAUGCAGCACCGCGGCCCACGCCUUCAAAGUGGCCGCGAAGGCGACGCUGAAACACAACACGGCCGCGAGAAAGAAGUCGGGCAGCAUCGGGGGGUCCUCCGUCUCGACUCCGUCUUCAUCCAUCAGCCUCAAAGCCAACGGCAACGAGUGUGACGCCACGUCGGGAAAGCACAAGCCCAGGGUGAGCUUCGGCAGCGGAACAGUGACUCUGUCCUUGAGCUUCGAGGAGUCGAGGAGGAGCUCUCUGAUGUGAUCAGCGUCACAUGACCCGCUAAUGGGGUGGGACUUUAUUUGGAAAAGCAUUUUACAUGUAGACCUUUUCAUCUUCCCAUUCCCUUAAAAGAUGACCAGUCCAAAUGAUAUACUGGACUAUACCUGAAUCCUGUGACUCUUAUUAUGUUCACCAUAACCCUGAUGUACACGAAGCUAAUAGCAACCAUUUUGUACAAUUAA